Messenger RNA from Chilo suppressalis (striped riceborer), 3809 nucleotides. The record is from the annotation of a GenBank genome assembly. NCBI's taxonomy places the organism in Eukaryota, Metazoa, Arthropoda, Insecta, Lepidoptera, Crambidae.
CCGUUUGUCAUUGCUAUUUCCUCGCGAAAUGACAACAAAAACGUUCAUGGAACACGUAAAUUAAUAAUUUUAAUCAAAUAUAGGUUUUUAAAUAAGAAUAAAUCAGUAAUAAAUAAUGCUUAAUAUACAAAGUUACGGAAGCAGUUCAGAAGAUGAGAAUGACCAGGAAGUUGUUAGAGAAAAUAGUAAUGAAAGUUUGUUGACUCACUUGAAGCCUGUUGAUCCUAAAUUGUCUGUAGCCAAAACAAUGCAAAUUUGUGCUGCUCCUGUAGUAAUGCCCACGAAUAAUGAUGAUACCAGAGUGCUCAUACCAGCAAAUCAAGAGUUGAUGCAUAAUCCCAAAUAUGAAGAGCUCUUUGCACCAACAUUUGGACCAGAAAAUCCUUUUCAAACCCAACAAAUGAAAGCAAACAGAAAUAUUCUCUCUGGAUAUGUAGAGAAGGCUCACAUAAGUGAUUUCCAGUUUGAAAACCAGAGACGGACAUUUACUAGUUAUGGAUAUGCAAUUGAUCCGUCGACAGAUGGGGAUGCAGGAAAAACCGAUGCUGUUGUUCAUUCUGCUAUGGUGGCACCCCCUCCAGAAACAGAAGGCAAAUCAGUGUUUGAAUCAACAAAAAAGAGACCACUUGAUAAAAAGAAAAGGAAUAAAAAUGAUAAUCCCGAAGAUAUCAAUGGGUUCUUGGGGCCUUGGGGAGGUUUUGAAGGAGAGAGAAGAGUUAUGAAACCAGAAGGUGAUGAAGCCAAAGAGUUGGAAGAAAUUUUGGCCAAAAGACAAAAAAGAGGCAAAGUGGAUGAUGACAAACCUCUGGAAGAGAAAUCUAUUAUGCACAUCGAUAAGGCGACCGAUUACCAGGGCCGCUCGUGGAUAGAAGCGCCGCGAAGCGAAACGCAGCUUCGAAGCGACACGCCACCUGACAAAUGCUUUUUACCGAAGGCACACAUCCACACGUGGCGAGGCCAUACGAAAGGCGUGGCUGCCGUUCGCUGGUUCCCGGCCACGGCUCAUCUUAUGUUGUCCGCAGGAAUGGACUGUCGGGUUAAGAUCUGGGAGGUUUACGGCAGCCGUCGUUGCGUGCGGACAUACUUCGGGCACCGGCAGGCGGUCAGAGACGUCAACUUCAAUAACCAAGGGGCACACUUUCUAUCCGCUGCUUACGACCGCUACAUAAAGCUGUGGGACACUGAGACCGGGGCCUGCGUGUCCCGGUUUACGUCCCGUAAAGUGCCGUACUGCGUUAAAUUCAAUCCUGAUCCGGACAAGCAGCAUCUGUUCGUCGCCGGCACCUCCGACAAGAAGAUCAUAUGCUGGGAUACGAGAAGCGGUGAAAUAGUACAAGAAUACGACAGACAUUUAGGCGCAGUCAACAGCAUCACAUUCGUGGAUGAGAACAGAAGAUUCGUCACCACUUCAGACGACAAGAGUCUGCGGGUUUGGGAGUGGGACAUCCCCGUCGACAUGAAGUACAUUGCCGAUCCUUCGAUGCAUUCGUUACCCGCCGUGACCGCGUCGCCCAACGGCAAGUGGCUCGCGUGCCAGUCCAUGGACAACAAGGUCAUCGUGUUCAGUGCAUUAAACCGAUUCAAGAUGAACCGGAAGAAGACCUUCACUGGCCAUAUGGUGGCUGGAUACGCUUGUUCCGUGGACUUCUCGCCGGAUAUGAGUUACUUGGUAUCGGGUGACGCCGACGGGAAAUGCUACAUUUGGGACUGGAAAACGACGAAACUUUACAAGAAGUGGAAAGCGCACGACGGAGUAUGCAUCUCUGCCCUGUGGCACCCCCACGAGCCCAGCCGCCUGCUCACCGCGGGCUGGGACGGGGUCAUCAAAUACUGGGACUAAAUAAAACAAUAGCUCCGUUUACACGAUUUUAAUUUCCCCUACCAUGAUCCUCGAACCAUAAAUAAAUUAUAUAAUAGUAUAACGCAAAUAAACUAUACAAAUAUUUUAUUAAUUAUAACAAUUUUUUUUAUAUGAUUUUUUCAUGCUUUGCAUUCUAAACUCAUAGUUAAUGUCAUGGCCUUCUCAGGUCAGGGUUAUGUUUCGUGCUAAUUAGGCGACUUGCAUCGGAUAUUUGUAUGGUUCCUCGUACGCGAUGUCAACCUUGUACUCCAUGCUGCACUCUCUGCAAGUGCCGUUCACCAUGAACUCAUCGAAGGUUAUGUUGUUUUCGUGGAAUGCUUCUAUGAGGGCAGUGAUGAGGCUGUCUAUCAUCUCGGGCGUGUGGUAGGGGCCGGGCGCGAACCGCAGCCGCUCCUCGCCGCGCGCCACCGUGGGGUAGUUGAUGGCCUGCACGUAAUGCCCUCUCUUCAUGAGCGACUCGGCGACCAGCGCCACUUUAUCCGCUCCCUUUAUAGGUACAGGUACGAUGUGACUCACUGACGGCAUCUGCGGUAGGCCCGCUAUGAGCAGCGACAGUUUCAAGUAUCUCACGAUACCUUGAUGUUUCGCCCUCAGACUCCUCCCUUCUUCGCUGCCUAGGAGUCUAAUGGCGGCUAGGGAUCCUGCCAGCACAGGAGGUGGUAGGGCUGUUGUAAAAAUGAAACCGGGUGCUAGCGAUCUUAUAGUGUCCACCAGAAGAGAGGAACCUGCAAUGUAACCACCUACAUUACCAUAGGCUUUUCCCAGUGUCCCCGAUACUAUAUCUAUAAGAUGUUGCACCCCUCUAUCUUCACCGAUACCUGCUCCGUGCUUCCCGUACAGUCCCACAGCGUGAACUUCGUCCACAAAUGUUAAAGCACCAUACUCAUGCGCUAUGUUGCACAUUUCUUCUAAAGGACAUAUAGCUCCACUCAUAGAGUGAACUGUCUCAAAAACUACUAGCUUCGGUACACCUUUAGGAGAUUCAGAUAAUAGCUGUCUAAGGUGGUGGGGGUCAUUGUGUCUGAAUAUAUGUUUAGGAGCUCUGCUGUUACGUAUACCCUGAAUCAUCGAAGCAUGGUUCCCAGCAUCCGAGUACACAAUACACCCUGGUAGAAUUUUCGCCAAUGUAGACAGGGUCGCAUCAUUAGCCACAAAACAUGAACUGAAUAUGAGUGCUGCAGGUUUUUUAUGUAGCUGUGCUAUUUCGGCUUCAAGUUUCUCAGUCAUUUGGGAGUUCCCAGCGAUGUUGCGUGUGCCACCAGCACCUGUUCCAUAGGAUUUAAUAGCAUUAAUGGCAGCAUCUUGGACGACGGGGUGGCGGGACGCGCCCAGGUAGUCGUUGGCGCACCACACGGUGACGCGGCGGUUCUCUGCGCCCUCCAGCGCCUGAGGAUACACACCGUCGGCGGCCAGCCGAGACACUUUCCUGAAUACACGAUAGGAAUAAUCCUUCUUUUUAGCACUGAUCUGAUCGUUGAAAAACUUCUCAUACUUGUACGGCAGCAUGUUCUCCACUAUGUCCUCGGACAUCUCCUUGGGAGCGUCCGCGAUGAUGGCGUUUUCCUUGAUGAAGGGGCAUUUCGUCUCAUCGUUACCGAGCGAGCGAAAGCUGCGAGAUAUGACGGGGCAGUAGUUCGCGUACUGUUUCAUAAGAGCGCCUCCGUAAUUUCUUACGAAGGCUUGGUUAAGAGAUCCCAUGAAUGGACAAGGCAUUUUAUGUAAUUCUUGAUAACACUUCUUCACAACACGAGAUAAUAAAUGCGGGAUACGGAGCGCGUACGAAAAAUAAACGUUGGCUCGCACUGAAGCCGAACGUCGGUCAGACUUAUCUUCAACUGGUGGCUACGGCUGGGGUCCCUUUCAUUUAUAAAGUUUGUGUCGUCAUAUCGAUUACGUUUGAUAAACUUCACACUAGAAUUUGUACAUACGAUUUCUCAAUGACAUUUUG